Messenger RNA from Wyeomyia smithii (pitcher-plant mosquito), 6675 nucleotides. RefSeq names its product histone-lysine N-methyltransferase 2D-like. Gene Ontology annotation, cellular component: exon-exon junction complex. Lineage: Eukaryota; Metazoa; Arthropoda; Insecta; Diptera; Culicidae. The transcript has 4 exons. Gene Ontology annotation, molecular function: mRNA binding. The coding region runs from base 496 to 4131 and encodes 1211 amino acids. The record is from RefSeq and is a predicted model, not a curated record. Gene Ontology annotation, biological process: mRNA processing.
AGCUGUCAGUUGAAUUUUCUCCGAAUCCGAUCCGAACUUUGCGAAAGGAAAAUAAUCGCCGUGCGUGUUACCAUUUCGCUAUUCGGUAAAAGCACCAUUAAUUUACUUUGAUUCGCGAGCCAUUUCACUUUUCCGUGCGAUAGUAUUGCUGCAGGUGAACUGGAGAAGGCCCACAGUGCGUUAUUGUACGGUUCGUACUAAUCGUGGUUUCGCCAUUGGCAAGAAAAAAAGUUUUCCGAUUUCCGCGAAAUACUUUUUGACCAACAUUCGGAACAGCGAAACGAUAAAUAUUUUCGCAGUUAUAAACUGAAACCCGGAUUGCUCGGGCUACCUGUUGGGCACGGUUGAGUACAGUUCUUGUUUUGUGUCCGUCCCGAGCAAAUUUGUGAUUGAAUUGUGAUAACGCGAGAAAACAAAAAAGUUUGCGCAACCAAUCGAAUUGAAUCCAGGAUAGGACGGGAUUAACAAUAGUGACGUUGUGAGGAUCCGAAUAAAAUGUCAGAAAAACCUACACAAAAGCUGUCGGAAUCGGAUGACCUCACCGAUAAUUCAGCGGAUAACGCCAACGAUGCCGCCAGAGAGGAUACCUCUCAACAGAGUGGUCUGGCCACAGUAGAGUCCGAGUACGACACGGCAUCCGACUCGCCUUCGGAUGGAGAAGAGUAUGACGAUCAGGAGGAGGACAGUGAAAGUGGUGAGGAAGAGGAACUAGCCGGCAGUGAAGGUGAAGAUGAGGACGAGGAAGAGGAAGGUGACGAUGGAUCUGAUGACGAUGUGAUCGAAGUGCUGGACUAUGAGCGCCAAAGUGGCGAUGGUCAGGAGCAGGAAGCGGACAGCAAGCGGAAGGUGGACGACGACGAGGAUCGUAGCAAUCCGCAGUAUAUCCCGAAAAAAGGCACAUUUUACGAACACGAUGAUCGUACAGUGGAAGACGAAGACGAGGGAAAGGAUGCAGAUGAUGAAAAUGCUAAAAAUGAUGACGCUUCCGGUAUAGGUGGAGAGCGCAAAGGAGUUGAUAAAAAUGCAGCAUCAAAGACAAUGAAAAAGUGGCAGGCCUCAGCGGACCGUUGGACGCAUGAUAGGUUCGAUGAGAGCGAGCAGGCUCCAAAGUCCAGAGCGGAGUUGGUGUCCGCCUACGGAUAUGAUAUACGUAGCGAAGAUGGCCCACCGCGUGCACGAAGGCGGAGACGUUAUGCUCGAGGUCCUAACAAAUACACUAGAAAUUGGGAGGAUGAAGAUGCCUAUUCGAAGUCAAAUAACAAUCCUGAACAUAACCGCUUGCGGAAAGUACCGCGACCAGAAGAAUUUCCAGAGCUUGAAACCAAUAGCAGUGGAAAAAUACGAAGCUCGCAAAGUUCGCGACGAGCUAGCAAAACAGGUAGAUCAUCAGUUAACGAUCGGUUGGAAGAUAGAAACAGUGCACGUCAGCGUACAGAACGUCGCACAAGUGAGCGUGCUCGAGCAAGCAACAACAGCAGCCGCAGUGGACUAGACCGAGAUCGUGGUAUUGAGAGAGACCGUGGUACAGAUCGGUAUGAUCAGCGAACAGAUCGAAUGGAAAGAGAGCGGGAUCGCGACCGUAAUUGGGACCGGGAACGAGAAUAUGAUCAAUAUGAACAAAACAACUACCGUGACGCUAGGGCGGACGGAAGCCGGUAUAGUGCCGAACGAGUCAACAACGUUAAUAAUUAUCACAACAAGGAAAACAAAAUUAAUAAUCGCGGAAGUAAAGAAAAAGAUAGACGAGGACCUGAUUAUAAGGUUAUCACCUCGCUCCAGUUUAAAAAUCAAACAAGAAAUAAAAAUGUUGAGCCUGGCAUGCCCUUACCUGGUGGUGGUGCUGCUGGUCAGGUUGUCCACAGCAAUAGCGUGGGUGCUCUAUCCGGUAGCAGUAACAGUAAUAAGAUGAACAAUGCGAUGGAAAGAGUUCAAACUGGGCCGGAUCGUAUACUCGAUCAACGGGCGAUUCAACAUCACUACCAAAAUCAACCUCCGCAGUUGAUUCAGCAGCAACAUACUCAACAAUCGCAACAGUCGCAGCAGCAGCCACCGCAGUUGCCUCACGCUCAAAUGGUAUCUGCCCAAUCCCAGGUUCAGCAAACUCAUUCUCAAGCUGCGCCACAGCCAAUCCAACAGCAUCAUCAACAGGCUGCAUAUGUCAACGACGAUCACUACGAUUCUUACAAUGAAUCGAAGAUGCCAAAGGACGCUAAAUUCCCAUACAAUCCACCUGCCAACGCUACCAUUCAAUCAGUCGAAAUUGGCCAAACUGACAUUGCCAAAUAUCCGCCCCCGGCUGUGCAGAGAACUAGCAAAGAUCGCCAGCAGGUGUUGCCUUCGACUGCCACAAGUGUAGCAAUGAAUACUCGGUCUCAGAUAUCGCCUCGGCAGAUUGUUUCAACACAAGCGAGUCAGUUAACUACGAUUUCAGCGACCCAACAGCAACAAUUAGCCCACCAGCAGCAACAGCUUCAGCAACAACAGCAACAGUCUCAACAGCAAUAUCAACAGCUUCAACAGCAAGCACAAUAUCAACAGCAACUGCACUCAUUGGCUAGUCAAUCGGCACCUCCCGCGGUUUCACAGACCCCACAAACUCAAGGUCCACCGCCUCAGCUACCCCAACCACAACAACAAGCGCAACUUGCGCAAACUGCUGCGUCUCAAAUGCACAACGUUCAUCUGGGCGGAACUCUACCGACCACAACCGUCAACCAGCAGCAGAUGUUGCCCAGUGACAGUAGCUCCCGGUCUGCAAAACGAUAUUCCAGUCUCCGUCAGCGAUCAACACUGGAAAAUCCAAACGUUGUUGUUGUUCAGUCUCCGCUACAUGAGCAGCAGCAACAGCAACUGAUACAGCAGCAACAACAACAGCAGUUAUUACUUCAACAGGAGUUACAACACCAACAACAGCAAAAGCUUGGUACACAAGCACCAAAGCCAGGUUAUCAAAUAAAUCAACCACCGCAACCAACCUCGUUGCCGCUGACCCUGCAAAACGAUUAUCUCGUCCAAAGCAGUAGUCAACCGAGCACUGCAAGCAAACCACAGUCGGCGACCCAGGCUCCUGUCCAAUAUCAGCAUGCGGCUGCUUACUACACGGCUACGACACCCGCUGGAGCUGAUUUCGUCACCGGUACACCGUCACAGCCGGUGCAAGUUCAACAGCAGCCGCCGGUACCUUCAGUACCAGUGGUUCCCGCGCAGCAAAAUCCAAUACUAUCUGCCGCACAAUAUCCGCAGUACAACCAACCGAGCUCCAGUUCUCAUCAGUACAUCCAAGCUCCACCUCCUGCGGCGUACAUACCACAGACAACAGCAACACCACAGGCAACCCCGCAACCUGCAGCGGCCGCCCCACCUCCUCAAAUACUGAAUUAUGUUCCCUCUAUCACACCCACAACUCCAGCGCAGUAUCCUGCUACACCAUACACUGGGUAUCAAAAUUACAAUUCGGUCGUACCUCAGCCGGUUGCACCAGCUGUACCGCAUACCCCAUCCCCAUCAGCAGCUACGGCAGCUCUCUAUCAGUCCAGCGGAGGAAUAACCUACUACGCUCCACAAUCGCAAACCCAAGCUCCUAGACCACUACCGUCGCAACGACGGCCGACUAGUGCAAUUCCAAUUCUAGCGCCACCUGAUCGGAAAGCGAAAAACAAUCGUUCCGGAGCGGAUGCAUCCGCGAAUAGUGGAAACGAGAACGAAGACAACGGAGGCGUAACGGUAAGCAGCAGCGGUGGAAUGACCGGUACCACCGUUACUAGUACUGGCGGUACGGCCAGUGCACCGAUCAGCAGUGAUAUCGAUCACAUACUUGAUAACAUGUUUGUACAACGAGCACCGUACCAGCCACCGGCUCGUAAGAGUCCUUCACCUGCACCCGCACCCGGAUCAACAACGGUCGCUGCGAGCGGCAUUACUGGGGGUGGCGCAAACAAGCCCGAAAGCGGUACGCUGUCGGAUGGCGCCAAGGAGCUCGAUAAGGAGUCUAUCGAUAAAAUUGGCGAGUCAGUGCAGAAAUUGACUAUUCAAGAGGAAAAGCUGUCCAUAGUGGAUGCUCUAGCAGCCGGCGGACAGAGCGAGAAGCUUGAAGUUACACCUGCAGCUGCCAUCGAUUCCACGGCUGGUUGACGCUACUAAUCGGUGCGUGCUGGUGCCUGUGCAGGACACCAUCAAUUGUGUGCAAACUCUAGGACUAUUUUGGGUUACUGCUAAGCUUUCGCCGUCGUCUUCUGAAGACGGUGGCUGUACCAGUGUGGUAAUGUAAUUGCACCUAGCGCAAAGCAUGAAUGAUACAUUUAACUAACCGCCACUUCAGUGGGCGGGUUUCCCUUUUUCCACACACACACACACUAUUCAACCGUUUCUACAAUACGAUGAAUCAAUGUAUGAUAGCGUUAGUACUAUGCUCCGCACUAUUUUCUUUUUUGACCGUGUCAAAUACAAGAGGGGUAGACGAUAGAUUUGUUUUCCGCAGAAUUUUAUUUGUACUGGGAUAAACGAACAAAGAGAAAGAAAUGUUUCUGGUGCUUGAGCGCCACAGUGUGAUCUAACAAGUUGGAUUGUUUUUUGUACUACAGUGUAGAGAUGGUCGGGUAUGGGAAAUUUGUUACCCGUACCCGACCCGUACCCGACUAAUCGAAAAUUUUCAAACCCGUACCCGACCCGAACCCGUAGUAUGGUUUAUUUAAAAUACCCGUACCCGACCCGAACCCGAAAAAUAUCUAUUCCAACUACCCGUACCGGACCCGUACCCGAAAGAAAACAACGCCGAAAUUGCUUGAACCCGACCCGUCCUGGACUUUUUUUUUAAAUACCUGGGUACCUCGCACGUUAUAUGCACUAAUUGUCAUAUGUGGUUUCUCGAGAUGAUGGCCGGAGUUAGACAAAAACCGAGUGUGAAUGUGAACGCAUGUUAAUGAACCCAGAGGACAGGCGGAUGGUCCACUAUAAGGAAGAGGUCCACUAUGAAAAGUGCAUGGCUGGUAAAGUUAAAAAAACGACGAGUUUUAUGUGAACAUCGCAGCAACCUGAAAUCUUAAUAUUAUAAUAAAGUCAAAGUUAAUAUUGUUUAUAACUUGAGAAAAAUUUAAUAAUUCAUUUGCAUUUGCCAAAAACCUGUAAUUUUUUAGUACAGAUUCGGUGUCAUCGAUUCAAUCUAAAAAUCGGUAUAACACAGAUAUUUCUGUACAUCCCUGGUCACAGUGCAAACAAAGACUAUGCUAUCGCUGUCAAAUCUCAUAUACAUAUUUGCUUCGUGCCAAACAUCUCAAUGCACAGUAGGGAAUCGGUGGCCAUCCGCCUGAAAUUUUUUUACGUCAGCUGUUUCAUAAUAUUUUUCCUUUAUUGCUAUAACAUUCAAGUGCCUGAAUCCAAAAUGUAGGUGCAAUAUCAUGAGAUCUGUUUUUUUAUGACUUUUCGAAGUUUGGCAUACUGACGUUUUUUGACAUAUGUUUUAAAAAAAAAUUCAUUACAUACUUUGAAACAGCUUCAAUGAUAGCUUGGAUUUUUUUGGUGUCAAAGAAAAAGUUGAUUCGUAGUUAGUUUGUAUUACCUAUUUUGUUUUAAUUUAAAAAAAAAAAUUUCCGCAAAAUUUGGUUAAUUUGAGGGGUUGUGCAAAAGCUACGUAAUUUGUUUCUGUGAGGACAACGCCCUGUGGCUAAGGGGAAAAGUGCCAAAAUCAUUAAUAAUUAGGUCACGUGCUUUAUGGACGGCCCCAAAUAAAAAAUGGAAUGGAGAUUGGUGUUCAGCACCCCACAAUUAAGUAAAUACCAUACAUUUAUCGACACUAAUCGAUUAUCGACACUAAGAAAACACCUAGGUUUGACAUGUUAAAAAUUAAAUUCUCAUAAUGCACGAAAAUCAAAUUACCCGUACCCGACCCGUACCCGACCAAUUGAGAGUUUUUCAAAACCGUACCCGACCCGAACCCGAAGCCUUGGUUUUUAAAUUACCCGUACCCGACCCGAGCCCGUAAAAUAUUUUUUCACGUUACCCGAAACCCGACCCGAACCCGUCGGGUACGGGUUUCGGGUAAAAAUACCCGUACCCGACCAUCUCUACUACAGUGUACCGGACUGUAAGUUUGUAGCACUCCGACAACUUUGAACUUUAGUCUAGCAUUUAGGAUGAGAUGUUUUAAUACAACUAAUGUAGCGUACUAUCUGCAAUGGUGGAUGGAAUAAAUUGUUAAUCAUAUGUGAAAUUACCCUUCGGUAUUUUGCCCAUGCUGCCGAUCUGAUAUUUUUUUCGUGUAUAAUUAGUUUGGUUUGCGCUUAGGGAUGAAACACACAUAAAUUGUAUGUUUGAUAACUUCUACCCCCUAUCUGAGACACAUUAGUUAGCAACGUUGAUCUACAAUGCACCCGCUUAGAUUGAGUUCCAUAGCUCGUACUUUCUUGUCGACAGAAGGGUUGGUCAAAGUUUGAGAUUUAGCAUGUUAAAAACGUGUGUAGUUUUGCAUGAUAGCAGAGACUGCCAGAGACAAAAAUGUUGCAGUUCACUAACAAGAUUUUGGAACAUUGAUAACUAGAAACUGUAUGAUCUAUAGCGGUAAACAUAAUUGCAAGCAAAUGGAUUGUAUUUAUAAUUUAAAUUUAAACGAUAAGCAUAUAAAGUCUAUAGGCAGUAAAAUGGAAAACAAAUAAAAAAUAUGUUUGAAAUACUUCAAAACUC